Knipowitschia caucasica is the source of this 204-nucleotide messenger RNA. NCBI's taxonomy places the organism in Eukaryota, Metazoa, Chordata, Actinopteri, Gobiiformes, Gobiidae. The record is from the annotation of a GenBank genome assembly.
AUGUGGAGAAGUUCCUCACAUUUCGCAAGAACACUUCUUGCAGCUUUGGACUACAAUCACCACAACAACCGUCCGGCACAUGUGAACAGCAAAGGCCAAGUGUCCCUUGGAGACUUCUUCUGUGAGUCUUCCUCCCUCUUCCUCUACCCCUUCCUUGUCCUUGUCCUCGAGGUUGACUUCCAGAGUCACUGGUUGUCUCCAUAG